CUUUGUGACUCAACCUUAAGCUUGUAACUGCUAGGUAAGAAUACUUUCCUAUAAAAUUUGGAGAGUCGUGAUUAUCUGUCUUCAAUUCGUUUUCAACCUCAUGAUCAGGGCAGUCUCCUUGACUAGGAAUUCUGCGUCGAGCUUGGGCCCUGCGAUUGCUUUUCAUUCCCAACUUCAAAGGUGCUCGAGAGCCUUGCAAUUUAUACCAAACCCCAACGCUUGUCAAAGACUUCCAGUCGCGAACUCCUAUCUGCGAAACUUCACUACAUCUAAACCUAACUCAUAUGAUCCCCAGAUUCCCGUGAAUCGCAAAAAGUUAAAGAUGACGACAACUGCUACUACCCUCAAGGGGCAGCCCCUUGAUCGUCCCUCUCUAGACUCCAUGCUUCGAAGACGAAUGUUCUAUACCCCCGCCUUUGAAAUAUACGGAGGUGUUGCUGGUCUUUAUGAUUACGGUCCGCCUGGCUGCAGUCUCCAGGCGAACAUUAUUGAUGUGUGGCGCAAACACUUCGUGUUAGAGGAAGACAUGCUGGAAAUUGACUGUUCCGUUCUGACUCCCCACGAAGUUUUGAAGACGAGCGGCCACGUGGAUAAAUUCGCCGACUGGAUGUGCAAAGACCCCAAGAACGGCGAGAUCAUUCGUGCGGAUCACUUCGUCGAGGAGAUAUUGGAAAGUCGCUUGAAGGGCGACAAGGAGGCACGCGGCCAGAAGGUUGAAGAGAAGGAAGAAGACCCUAAGAAAAAGAAACGAAAGGUCAAGGGUGCGCAAGAGGCCAUUAAACUUGACGAUGCUGUUGUGAAGGAGUACGAAGAAGUCUUGGCCAGGAUCGACAACUACAAUGGCGAAGAGCUCGGAGAGUUAAUCAAGAAAUACGACCUCAAAAAUCCAGCUUCUGGCGUGCAACCACUGCCUCCUGUUGCCUUCAAUCUGAUGUUCCAGACAGCCAUCGGUCCCAGCGGCAAUCUUGCCGGGUACUUGAGACCAGAAACCGCACAGGGUCAGUUCUUGAACUUUUCCAAACUUCUGGAGUUCAACCAGGGUCAAAUGCCGUUCGCUUCGGCAUCUAUCGGCCGAUCCUACAGAAACGAGAUCUCUCCUCGAGCCGGCCUGCUGCGAGUGCGUGAGUUCUUGAUGGCGGAAAUCGAACAUUUCGUGGAUCCCCAGGGCGGGAAGAAACACCCGCGAUUUGAGGAAGUCAAGGAUAUCGAGUUGGUACUUCUGAACCGGGAAACCCAGCUUGCUGGUCAAACGAAGGUCGAGAAGGUAUCCAUCGGCCAGGCCGUGGCCAACAAGACAGUUGAUAACGAGACUUUGGGCUAUUUCCUAGCUCGAAUUCAUCUAUUCCUCAAGAAAAUUGGUGUUGACCAAUCUAAGAUCCGCUUCAGACAACAUAUGGCGAAUGAAAUGGCUCACUAUGCUGCUGAUUGCUGGGAUGCUGAACUUCUCACCUCUUACGGCUGGGUUGAAUGUGUCGGCUGCGCAGAUCGUAGUGCUUACGAUCUGAGUGUCCACGCAAAGAAGACUGGCGCGCCUCUCAUUGUUCGCCAGCAACGAGCCGAGCCUCUAGUUGUCAAUGAAUGGGAGAUUGACUUGAACAAGAAGAAGUUCGGCCCGCAUUUCAAGAAAGACGGCAAGACCGUUGAGGCUGCUGUUCUAGCUACUACUCAAGACCAAAGAGAAGCUCUAGCAAAAGACCUGAACGAGAAGGGCAGCAUUACACUUGAAGUUGCUGGUGUUGGUGACGGAAAGGCUGAGAUCCCUAAAGAUCUUAUUGUCAUCGAGCGACGAACGAGAACCGAGCACGUUAGGGAGUACACACCCAACGUCAUUGAGCCAUCGUUCGGUAUUGGUAGAAUACUCUACGCACUCAUGGAGCACAACUUCUGGACACGUGCUAGCGAGGGUGGCGACGAAGCUCGCGGCGUCCUCUCAUUCCCACCGACGGUAGCCCCUACAAAGGUGCUUAUCGUCCCUCUAUCAUCUAACGAGAAGUUCAGACCGAUUUGCUACAAGAUCUCCCAGAAGCUCAGGAAAAUCGGAAUCUCUAACAGGAUCGACGACUCGUCCGCGACAAUUGGAAAGAGAUACAGCCGCAACGAUGAACUGGGCACGCCGCUUGGUAUUACGGUUGAUUUCCAAACUAUUCAAGACAGCACUAUCACACUUCGAGAUCGAGACUCAACUAAGCAAGUCCGUGCGGAUGAAGACAAGAUCAUUACCGCAAUCCAGUCUGUAGUAGACGGUUACAAACAGUGGGCGGACGUCGAAGCCGAAUUGCCGGCAUUUGAAGGACAGGAGGUUGAGGUCGCUGUUCGUUGAUCCCGGAUAUAAUGCGUUAGUUUACUCCAUAACGUCAAGCAUCGGAGGGGCAGAACGGCCUGGAGGCCUCAUUGGCAGACUAGGGGCAAGAGGUCGGAUAGACAGAUUAUAUAGAUCUGAUUAAAAGCUUGUUCAUGUGUUGGCCCUCAUUUUCAGAUGUAGUUUCAAGUG
Annulohypoxylon truncatum is the source of this 2491-nucleotide messenger RNA. Its product is annotated as glycyl-tRNA synthetase. The record is from RefSeq and is a predicted model, not a curated record. NCBI's taxonomy places the organism in Eukaryota, Fungi, Ascomycota, Sordariomycetes, Xylariales, Hypoxylaceae. The transcript is spliced from 2 exons. Gene Ontology annotation, biological process: mitochondrial glycyl-tRNA aminoacylation. Gene Ontology annotation, cellular component: cytoplasm; mitochondrion. The coding region runs from base 101 to 2320 and encodes 739 amino acids. Gene Ontology annotation, molecular function: ATP binding; glycine-tRNA ligase activity.